This is a messenger RNA of Chlorocebus sabaeus (green monkey), 8109 nucleotides long. Lineage: Eukaryota; Metazoa; Chordata; Mammalia; Primates; Cercopithecidae. The record is from RefSeq and is a predicted model, not a curated record.
AGACUUAGAUGCCUUGGACCACAGCACCACCUACUUAUAGAAGCAUCCCGAGCCUCAGCCAGUCUGCAUCUCCAUCGGAAAGUGCGCUAGCCACAUCCCUUCGGAUCACUUCGUCCUCCCGGGAGCGUUCUGCUUUCUACACCUCGGAAAGAACGAAAUCUUAGCUGUGAAGUGAGCGUGGAGAAAGCGCAGGAAGCGACACAAUUGGUUAGGGACGUAGAGAGUGAGAGCCGGCGCACCCCUAGCCCGGGGACCGCGCUCGCGGGCGGGGACGGAGCAUCCCAGGGGCUGCACCCGCUGCUCCGCGCUUCUGCCCGGCGCCGCCAACACCGUGGCGGCCGCUGGAAUCCCGGAGCUGCCAGGCGCUCCCGGCCCGUCUCGGCAAACUUUUCCCCAGCCCACGUGCUAACCAAGCGGCUCGCUUCCCGAGCCCGGCAUGGAGCACCGAGCCUAGGGAGGCCGCGCCGCCCGAGACGUGCGCACGGUUCGUGGCGGAGAGAUGCUGAUCGCGCUGAACUGACCGGUGCGGCCCGGGGGUGAGUGGCGAGUCUGCCUCUGAGUCCUCCCCAGCAGCGCGGUCGGCGCCGGCUCUUUGGGCUAGCCCUCCAGUUCCUAGACUUUGAGAGGCGUCUCUCCCCCGCCCGACCGUCCAGAUGCAGUUUCGCCUUUUCUCCUUUGCCCUCAUCAUUCUGAACUGCAUGGAUUACAGCCACUGCCAAGGCAACCGAUGGAGACGCAGUAAGCGAGCUAGUUAUGUAUCAAAUCCCAUUUGCAAGGGUUGUUUGUCUUGUUCAAAGGACAAUGGGUGCAGCCGAUGUCAACAGAAGUUGUUCUUCUUCCUUCGAAGAGAAGGGAUGCGCCAGUAUGGAGAGUGCCUGCAUUCCUGCCCAUCUGGGUACUAUGGACACCGAGCCCCAGACAUGAACAGAUGCGCAAGAUGCAGAAUAGAAAACUGCGAUUCUUGCUUUAGCAAAGACUUUUGUACCAAGUGCAAAGUAGGCUUUUAUUUGCAUAGAGGCCGUUGCUUUGAAGAAUGUCCAGAUGGUUUUGCACCAUUAGAAGAAACCAUGGAAUGUGUGGAAGGAUGUGAAGUUGGUCAUUGGAGCGAAUGGGGAACUUGUAGCAGAAAUAAUCGCACAUGUGGAUUUAAAUGGGGUCUGGAAACCAGAACACGGCAAAUUGUUAAAAAGCCAGCGAAAGACACAAUACCGUGUCCAACCAUUGCUGAAUCCAGGAGAUGCAAGAUGGCAAUGAGGCACUGUCCAGGAGGGAAGAGAACACCAAAGGCGAAGGAGAAGAGGAACAAGAAAAAGAAAAGGAAGCUGAUAGAAAGAGCCCAGGAGCAACACAGCGUCUUCCUAGCUACAGACAGAGCCAACCAAUAAAACAAGAGACACAUCUGGUAGAUUUUUAGGGUUUUUUGUUUUUGCAAACGUGCACAAAGCUACUCUCCACUCCUGCACUCUGGUGUGCAGCCUUUGUGCUGCUCUACCCAGUAUCUGUUCCCAGUAACAUGGUGAAAGGAAGCACCACCAGCGUGGCCCCUGUGUUAUUUAUGCUUUGGUUUGAAUCUGGAGACUGUGAAGGCAGGAGUAAGUGCACAGCCCAUGACUUGGCUUAGUGUGUGCUGACAGAAUCCGUCCCCGGCACCACGGACACGCUAGCGGUGUGAGGCUGCAGACCACCGCUGGAGGACGGACUUCUGCCUAUUUAUGUGAAAGAAGAUGCUUGGCAGGCAAUGCGCUAUUCACUCGUGACAUUUAUUUCUCACGUUGUGCAUUUUCAAGGAUACGUUUAUGUGGAUGUCUGCUUAGUGGUUACCACAUGGUAUUCUCAGCAUCUGUCACCUUCACACUGUUGUGCGAUGAAACUGCUUUUAGCUGAGGAUACGCUCUGGAAAUUCCCGCUCAGUUUCACAGCAGCCCUAAUAUGUACAUAUUCUGCAGGGGCUACAUAUAAAGCUCUUAUUUACUGUAUAUUUAUGCUUUCUUGUGCGUAAGGAGUCAUACCUGAUUAAUAUGUCACUUUGUUUCUAGUGGUUCCUAAUCCAUUGUCUGGUAAAUGACUUUUCUAGUUUGGAGAAUUGACACAUGUUUUGUUGUCUCUUGAAACUUUUUUCCCCUCAUUGUGGGCUUAUUUCUCAUUGUAAGGGUAGGAUAAACUAGUUUUUGUAUAUAGAGUCAAAUGACCAGUGUCGAAGAGUUUGCAUAUUGUAUAGACCUUCCCCACUCCACAUGUCCCACACAUAGAAAUAGCAGCAGGUGGCAUCUGGCAAUCAGAAGCCCAAACUGCCUUUGAGUCUAAGAUGUGAUGACUUUGAAGAAACACAACUGAAAACAUGAGGGACUAUAUCCAGUCACUUGUAGCCAAUUUCACAGGCCAGCUACAGAAUUGUCCAAACAUUAUUUCUGACUGCCUUUUUCCCUGCCCCCCAAAUUUAAAGCAGUCCCUGACUUUCAAUGACAGGGCACCUGCCAAUGUUCUUGGGUCACUGAAGAAGUUACUAACAUGAGCCUGUGCAUAGAAUUUUAGGAGAUAAAUGGAUGAAUUUCUGUGACUGCUGGUCAGAUCUUAACAAGUCUCUAUUGAGCCAGAAUCUGUUUCAGAUCCAAGAUGGAGAGGAACACUGUGGAAACUUCCCAGGUGACUUUCAGAGCAGUUGUUUCGAACGCAUCAUUGUUCACUUGGGGGAACCAGUUUUUAGAAGGUUGUGAAUUGGCUUUUUCUCAAAACAUUAUUAUCUUCUUGGCUGAUCCAGGAGAAAAUUAGAACAGAAAAAUAAUGGUUGUGGAUUUCUAAACAAAGCAAGGUAAAGCCAUUUUUUUUUCACCUUGCAUUGGCAAAACUACCUCUUCAGUGUUUUUGUUUAACUUUUGAUUCAAAAGCAUCUUACCGAUAAGGAUAAAUAUCAUAUACAUCAUUAUGAAAAUAUUGCUAUGAGAUAAUAAGCCAUAUAUGAAUGUUGUAUACAACUUUAGGGUUUGCAUUUAAUCCUGAAGUGUUACCUCCUUUCAUGUCUAUUUACACUAUUUUCCCAUUUACUAAGUGGGGAGGGGUCUCCUUAUAUAGUGCUUCAUCAUUAAUAAGUCAAUACCUGUUGUUCCUGGGAUGUUCUUUUUUGUGCAUUAAAAACUUCAAAAUUAUAUUUUGUGGAGUUUUUUUUUACUUUAGAGAUACAUUUAGAAAUAACUUAGUACUUUGUUCUACCCCAAAAAUAUAACAGUCCUUUAAAAAAGACAAAUCUUUAAAAACCUAUGUUGGUAACUACAUCUAGGACACUAACUGGUUUUCUAGUUAGUGUAAACUAGCACAACUAGUGUUGCUAGUUUAUGUAUAAACUAGAUAACUAUAAAUUAGAGUCCAAGCGUCCGAGUUCUAAUCCAGACUGAGAGUGGCCUGUGAAAAUUACUGAAUCCCUCCAUUCUGUUUCCUUAUCUGUGAAAUGGGGAUCACUUUAUCAUCUGCCUCCAAGGGUUGUGUUUUAAGGACCAAAUGAAAAUAUAUACAAGGUUGUACUUUAAGGAUAUGAUUAGGUAAAAUGUGUAAAGUAUGGUCAGCACAGCAUUCUAUACACUAAGUACUAUACAAGUUGGUCAUCACAUUUUUCAUUGGAUUCUUUUGAUUUCUCCUUAUUAACAAACUAGAACAUUUAUGAAAAGUAUUGAUCUAUUGCUUGAUGCCUGGGCAUUAUUUGCUAAAACGUUUACAUCUGCUUGAGUUUCCCUGAUAUAAGCAGCAUACAUACACAGAUACACACAAAACGGAAUUCAUUCCUGUAUCAAUAAGGGUACAACCAAGGAAAUAAACUAGUUAGGGUAUUUCAAACAGGGAAUUUAACACCAGGAAUUGGUUAUACAGGUGAUAAAGGAGACACGGAGCCAAAAUAUGUUGCCAAGAUGACCCAGAGAUUAGAAACAGCAGGAGACACUAUUUUACCCCUAAUGCAAGAGGGAUUACACGAAGAGGUGGAGUUUCCAGAAUCUAGAAGCCACAGGUGCCCAGCUAGACUUAGAACCAUAGCUAAGGCUAGAGCUAUAACCACAGAAGGAGCUGGAACUGAGGACAGAAAGCUGGUUUGGUAGGAGCCGAAAUAUUGGACAUGAUCUGGCCGCUGUGAGAAAUGUUGCUUGAGGCAAAUUCAUAGAGGAGGAAAUACCCUGGCUUCUCCCUAUCUCACAACCUCCAGUCUUCCACCAGUGCCCGCUAUUGCCCAAAGCUUCCCAGAAGCCAGUAGGCAAGGGAGUCUGGGUAACACAGUUUUCUGUGGUGCAGAAGAGCCUGAGGGAAGGGCAGCAGGUAGAUCUAAGAGCAAACAAACAAAUGAUCCGCGUAAUCACUGAUACCUGCCUUCAACUGUUCCCUUUCCUGCUUUCCCUAUUGGACAGUUAAUUAUUUAGCUAGUUGAUUAAAGGCUCUUGUAUUUGUCAUUUACUUCCUUUGUUCCCUACAUCUAGUCAGUUACUAAUAUCUAAUGAGUUUACUUUGGAAAUAUCUCUUGAUUUUCUCCCUACCCCUUUACUUUCUUUGCCCAAGGCCUGGUCCUCUUUGUCUCUUUUUCUGGACUGUUCCACUCUUCCUAGACAUCAUUCUUGCCCCCAGCUUCACUCACUCCAAUUAUUCCUUUGUAUUUCUACCACUUAUUUUUCUAUUAACAUUUUUUUCUUCCUUUUCAAAAAAAUACUUUCCCAUUCCCUAUAGAAUAAAAUUUUACAAUUCUUCAGUGCCCUUUUAAUGUUGUCUUCACCCAUGUAUCUUACAGAGAUCAACAAAAGACUGGAUGGCAUGGAUGAAUGUUGUAAAAUCUUCAAGGUUUCCUUGAUGGUAAACUUGGACAUGCUCACUGUAUUAGUUGAUACCCCUUGAAUCACAAAGACAGAAAUGCAAGGACUGACAUGGCUUUAAAAGUAGAUGAUAUUAGCACAUGUUGGUUUCUGAUUAAAAAAAAAAGUAGGUGAUAAACAUUAAAUCUUGAAAUCUCCAAUUCUUGUUUUACUUUUUAUUAAAACAAAAAUAGAUCUUUAUUUUGGGCCCAAACCUAAAGUGAAAUAUUAAAUAUUCAAAAAGCAAAUAUUUUUUCUACAUACAGUCUCUCAUUUAUGUGGGUAGCACCACUACCUUCUAGCAUACCCUUGACUGAGAGGUUGAAGAAGCUGAAAAAUGUGUGAUGAAUAAAGAUUUUGAUGGAUUUCCAUAUUCAUCUCCGAUGAAUCAUUACAGAAAACUGCCAUGUGCCAUUUUCUCCUGCUCUAGCAGACGUUGUUACUCACUCACUCUGUACCUCUGAGCAGGACGUAGAUUCAGAAUCCUUCCCAACAAAGGUGUUCCAAGAAAACAUUAUCAAUAGAUUGGAAUUGACAGGGGAGUUACAACUUUUUGCUUUCCAGGUUCAACUUAAUGUCCUAGAGAGUGACUUCACCCAGACACACUCUUUGGAGCACUCCAUGACAUAUUUUUCAAACCUUUCCGCUAGUACCCUUACAGCCAGAGAAAAGCAAAUAACCCUGGAAUUAUAACCUGAAGCAGCCUCAUUUUAAUCCUGAUUUUAAAAUAAUUCAUGCAAAUUUUGUAUUCUACUAAAUAAAAGGGCUAUUUUUAAAUACAAAAUUAUUCCCCUAUCCUUUGACAUUCCCUCCAAAAACCUUGGAGCAAAAUCACAUUUCAGGAAGAUGUUCCAUGUUUAUUCAGUCCUGGGUUUUGCAUACUCCUUGGCAAGUUGUUCUUUGUCCCUAGAAAAACGCAUAUCUUCAUUUAAGAAGCUGAACAGUAGUUCUUUGGUAGUGUUCACAAAUGGCUUUACCAACUAACUCCUCCUUGGGUUUUAUGACCUCAGACUCCCCAGGUGCACAUUCCACUUUAAUUUGAUUCUUUUUCUACUGGCUUCCUUUCUCCUCCUUUCUACUUUAGUUAUGAUUCAGCCAUCAGCUGCCUUCCCUAUGUCUGUUGUCGAGAAAAGAAGUAGCAAUCUUUUUCUGUAAAGGGCCAGAGAGUAAACAUUUUAGGCUUUGUGGACCACACUAUCUCAGUGGCAGCUACUCAGCUGUUAUAGCAGAAAAGCAGCCAUUUUCAGUACGAAAAUGAAUGGGCAUGACAAUGUUGCAAUAGGUAUGACAAUGUUGCAAUACAACUUUAUACAAACUUAAAUGUGAAUUUCAUAGUUAUCACAUGUCAUAAUAUACUCUUUUGACUCUUGGCAACCACUUAAAAAGUGUAAAAUUGUUAGCUCGUCAGCCAUGCAAAAAUAGGUGGCCAGGCUGGAUUUGGUCCACAGACUGGAUUUCUUGACCCCUGGUAUACAAGAUAACUCAUGAAAUGUCUUUGCAAACUAUGAAAGCCUAUCUAUCUCUAACUCUGUCUCAGCUACAUACACUCUGCUUCUGGUAGGAGCCCAAUAACUGUGUUGAAUGCAGAUGCCAUUUUAACUACCCUAUGUAUGGAAAUAAUUUCCAACUUUAUAAUGCCAUUCUUGAAGUCUCUAGUUCUUAUUUUGAUUCUUCCUGGCCAUAGGAUAUUAUAUUUGUUUUGGGCCCAAACCUUAAGUGAAAUGUUAAAAAUUUAAAAAGUUAAUUUUCUUUUCUGGAUAAGUUAUCUCCUAACUUCUUCAUUGAUUUAAGUAGUACCACUGCCUUUUAGUGUACCCUACCCCUGCAUUCCAAUAAGAGAAUAGCUUCUGUCUCUUUUUCAUUAAGACCACUCCAUCCCUUCUGUAAUGUGUGUCAGUGAUGCAGUCUUUCCUUGCUCUCGUAGCCCAAUUUACAUGAAUUAAGGUUAUAGACUCAUACACAGCCAUCCUUUCUGUAAUGUGUGUCAGUGAUGCAGUCUUUCCUUGCUCUUGUAGCCCAAUUUACAUGAAUUAAGGUUAUAGACUCAUACACAGCCAGGAAAAUGCUUUUAAAAAAUAACUAUUUGAAUGCCCUUUCUGGCUUCCUUACUUGCUCUGGAAUCUGUAACUCCUUACCUGUUUUUUUCCCAUUAUCUUUUCCUUAUUAGAGUCUGGUCCUCAUUUUAUGCCUAAUCUAUGAAAAUUGAGCAUGUGCUGAAUGCCUUUUAGGAGUAAAACCUUGUAAACAAUGGUAGCAGUACUCCCAUUCUCUAGCUUGUUCAUUUCAUCUGCUAAGUAAUUUUUAGGCCGAUGUUUUGUGUCAUCUUGAGCCCUUCUACUACAGAGACAGUAGAAUAAGUGAUGUGAUAAUGGAGGAGGCAUCAAGGAAGGCAUCUCUGGGGAAGUGUGAUUUUGCAUGAAGCCUGAAUAAUGUAUAAAAGUCUAAGAACAGUCCAGACACUGGAAACAACCUGUGUGAAGGUCCCGAAGUGCAAACAGGGUCAGCAAGACCAACGUACAGGCAAAAAGGAAGAGUUACUAGAGCAUAGUUAGGAGGAGAAUGGGACCAACAUGAGGUCAGAAGUAAACAAAACCAAGGUCAUGAAGGGUCAUGAAAGCUGUCGUGAAAACUUGGAUUUGAUCUACGGGCUUGGAGAAGUAUGGGAGGAUUUUAAGCAGGGGAGCAAUGUGCUGACUCACGUGCUGUGUUUACUUUGGCUUCUGUGUGGAAGGUGGAUUUUCAGAGUGAAGGCAGAAACACAAGUUGGCAGGUUAUUGCAAUAAUCAGAUGAGAAUUAGUGUGACAUGAGCUGGUAGAUGGUGGUAAAGAAGGAAAGAAGUGGUUGGAUUCAGGACAUAGUUUGGUAGAAGAGCCCAUGAGACUUGCUGAUGAGCUAGAUGUAGGGUAAAGAAAUGAGCUAGAUGUAGGGUAAAGAAAGACAAGGGACCAAAGAAGUUUCCUAUGCUUCUUGUCCUGAGCAACAGGGUAUAUAGGGGACACAGGGAUGACAGGAUAAUAAUACAUCCAUUUUUCACAUGCUAAGUUUGAGGUGCCUAUUGGAUAUCUAUGUGGAGAUAUCAAGAAGGCAGCUGGAUAUAAAUCUGGAGUUUAGGGAAAAGAUCAGGGCUACAGAUAUGACUUUGGGAUAAAGCAGUGUGUAGAUAGCACUUAGAACCAUGGAAGUUUAUGGAAUGACUGAGAGAGAGAAUACUCAAGAGAGAGACUUAGGGACACUCAAAGCUUAGACAUCAGCCAGCAAAUGAGGCACUAGUAAAGAAGUUGAAAAAGU